This is a messenger RNA of Diabrotica balteata, 1565 nucleotides long. The record is from the annotation of a GenBank genome assembly. Lineage: Eukaryota; Metazoa; Arthropoda; Insecta; Coleoptera; Chrysomelidae.
AAAUCACAUUCAACGUUUGUAACUGAAGACAUCGAAGAGAAAGAUAUUACAAUUAAUAAUACAUAAUCGAAUAAUAUACAGGUUGCAAUUCGAAAUGAAAUUUACCGUUACCUUAUUGUGCUUAUUGAUAAUAGCAAUAUUAGCUGUAACUGACGCUAAAGAUGACAAAAAGAAGCCAGAACCUUGGGAAGUACAUCCAGAUGUCAACGGUGAUGGCAAAGGAAAUGUUAAUGCAGGUGUAGAAGUAAACAAACAGGGAGAGAAUCACGAUUUUGACGCUGGCUGGAACAAGGUUGUCCACGGACCCAACAAAGGCAAGCCAACUUGGCAUGUAGGCGGUACCUGGAGAUUCAAAAGAUCACCAAAUCCAGAUUGGGAGGUAAACCCUGGAGCUAAUGGAGAUGGAAAUGGUAAUACUAAUGCUGGUGUAGAGGUGAGAAAUAAAGGUAAAGAUCAUGACUUUGAGGCUGGAUGGAACAAAGUUGUUCAUGGACCCAACAAAGCUAAACCAACAUGGCAUGUAGGUGGUACCUGGAGAUUCAAAAGAUCACCAAAACCAGAUUGGGAGGUAAACCCUGGAGCUAAUGGUGAUGGAAAUGGUAACACUAAUGCUGGUGUAGAAGUGAGAAAUAAAGGUAAAGACCAUGACUUUGAGGCUGGAUGGAGUAAAGUCGUCCAUGGACCCAACAAAGCUAAACCAACAUGGCAUGUAGGUGGUACCUGGAGAUUCAAAAGAUCACCAAAACCAGAUUGGGAGGUAAACCCUGGAGCUAAUGGAGAUGGAAAUGGUAACACUAAUGCUGGUGUGGAAGUAAGAAAUAAAGGUAAAGAUCAUGAUUUUGAGGCUGGAUGGAACAAAGUUGUUCAUGGACCCAACAAAGCUAAACCAACAUGGCAUGUUGGUGGUACCUGGAGAUUCAAAAGAUCACCAAAACCAGAUUGGGAGGUAAACCCUGGAGCUAAUGGAGAUGGAAAUGGUAACACCAAUGCUGGUGUAGAAGUUAGGAAUAAAGGUAAAGAUCAUGACUUUGAGGCUGGAUGGAACAAAGUUGUUCGUGGACCCAACAAAGCUAAACCAACAUGGCAUGUAGGUGGUACCUGGAGAUUCAAAAGAUCACCAAAACCAGAUUGGGAAGUAAACCCUGGAGCUAACGGUGACGGAAAUGGUAACACUAAUGCUGGUGUAGAAGUAAGAAAUAAAGGUAAAGAUCAUGACUUUGAGGCUGGAUGGAAUAAAGUCGUCCAUGGACCCAACAAAGCUAAACCAACAUGGCAUGUAGGUGGUACCUGGAGAUUCAAAAGAUCACCAAAACCAGAUUGGGAAGUAAACCCUGGAGCUAACGGUGAUGGAAAUGGCAACACUAAUGCUGGUGUAGAAGUGAGAAAUAAAGGUAAAGACCAUGAUUUUCAAGCUGGAUGGAGCAAAGUUGUUCAUGGACCCAAUAGAGCUAAACCAACGUGGCAUGUAGGUGGUACUUGGAAGUUUUAAAAUUAUAUUUAUUUAUGUGUUUUUAUUAUAUUUAUUAUUUAUUUUUUGUAUGACCUAAAAUUAAAUGUUUUUAAUU